GUAGAAACAAUUCGCGUAGUUCUCAAAAAGGAACUGGAUCUUCCCAUUAUUGAAAUGUCCGAUGCCAAAGCAAGACUGGAUGGUGGAGACGUUUUGUUCACAGGUCGGGAAUUUUUUGUGGGCCUUUCCCAAUGGACAAAUGAAGCAGGAGCCAGAGCAGUUGCUGCAGCGUUUCCGGAAUAUCCAUGUACACCUAUUAAGGUACCAGACUCAAAACACUUGAAAACAUUGAUAACGAUGGCCGGUCCAGAUUUACUGUGCGUAGGAGCUGGAAAAGAUUCCCAAGAAGUUCUGAAGAGAAUGGAAAGGGAAGCGACCUUCAGCUAUCAAACGCUCACUUUACCAGAAGAUGAAGCUGCCAACGUCCUUUAUCUGAAUGGUACUCUGGUUCAUCGCAGUAUUGAAGAAAUACCCCGAUCCUUCAAGGUGUUUGGUGAGAAAAUAGACUACCCCAGACGAUCUGUAAACAUCAGCCAAUUAUCAAGAUUGUCUUGUGGAUUAUCGUCCAGUUGUAUACUAGUCCGAAGGACCCGUCACUUGAGGAAUCUCUAAGAUAUAUGUUAGCAAAUAUUUUUUGUAAUUUUUCAGACAAUGCUGGAGAAUCUUCAGUACUGACUGCUUGAUGAGGACUCAAAAGUAUUAGUAUUUUUAUUUUAAAAAUGGGGUUAAUGCAGAUGGGUCUCUCGUGUCUCUCGAAAUGACGAGAGUUUUCAAUUGAUAAAUUAUGAAACCAUUAUUGAGAGUCGAAUAUGUUGUAAAAAAAAACAGUUCGUAUAUGUGUAUUUUUUUGUCAAUAGCAUGAGUGUGCUCCAAAAUAAUCCUCUUCAUCAGUCACUGAAAAUAUCGGAUAUUGUCUGA
Leptinotarsa decemlineata (Colorado potato beetle) is the source of this 858-nucleotide messenger RNA. Its product is annotated as N(G),N(G)-dimethylarginine dimethylaminohydrolase 1. Gene Ontology annotation, molecular function: dimethylargininase activity; amino acid binding. The record is from RefSeq and is a predicted model, not a curated record. Gene Ontology annotation, biological process: arginine metabolic process; positive regulation of nitric oxide biosynthetic process. NCBI's taxonomy places the organism in Eukaryota, Metazoa, Arthropoda, Insecta, Coleoptera, Chrysomelidae.